Molecule: messenger RNA, 2592 nt
Organism: Prosopis cineraria
Lineage: Eukaryota; Viridiplantae; Streptophyta; Magnoliopsida; Fabales; Fabaceae
Exons: 6
Coding region: 1512-2222 (236 amino acids)
Source: RefSeq, a predicted model, not a curated record
UAUUCAUCACAGCUUCUUCUUUCUCUCAGCAAGCUCUGUGUACCAUCUGGAUAAUUGCUUCGAGUUUGCUUUUCAGUCACAAUAGUUUCUGAUCUGUUGAUCUUCUUCUACUUCUUGUUCUUUAACUUCAGAAUCUUUCUUGGCUUCUUCAACUCUCUGUUAGAUCUAUCUUGCUUGUGUCUGGAUCCUUCCUUGUCUAUGGGCAAUCGUUGCUGCUGCUGUUGUUCUUCAUCUUUAAUGAGUUUGUGUAUUUUAUUUGAAUGACCACUUUGAUUUUUCUCAUCUCCAGUCACUGUAUGGUUCGUUGUUUUCUUCUUAUAUAUUCGUGUUCUUAAACCAUCAUUCCUGUUUGUAUGAUCUCUCGAGUCCCACUAAUCAUUGUUGUUGUUGUUUUGAAGGAAAAAAAAAAAAAAAACAGACAAACUCUGUUCUCUUCAUGCAGAUCAUUUUUGAUUUCUCUCUAGGGGGACCUGUUCAUCAAUUGUUGAUAUUCUAUGUCUUCAUUUAGCGUUGAAAAUUAAAACAAAAAAAACAAAAAAAGGGAAAAAACCGAGAAGGAGAAGGAGAAGGGAGGCAUUCCCAAUAAAAGCAAAACGUGUGGGAAAGGUGUUGAAACUUGAAAUCACAGCAUAAGAGAUUAAGUAUGUAUAUUCUGAUGCUUUACAUUAUUAUUCUUCAGAACAUGUCUCAUCACUGUCUGUGCACCUCGUAGUUGAACAGUUGAUAAUAAGACAGAGCUUGAAUAACAAGGCCAUUUCAGCUAAAGUAUUGUUACUUCCCAAAUCCUUCACACUUCUCCUUGCCUUCGACAAAACUUUUCAGUUAUUGUUCAGAUGUUAAGAGAAGUGCCAGAGAAGGCUAUAAAGAGGAAUUGGCCAAGAGCAGACCAAAAUAAUGGUUCACCAAAUGUAUAUUAAGGAAAUAACAGGGGCAAGUGAAGAAAGUCCAAAAUCAAAGGAAGCUAUGAAAGCUAAUGAAACCAAUGAUUCAGAAGAAUGCAACAAACUAGCAGCAUUUGGUGGUCCUUCACAAAUUGAAUCUCCACAAGUAACAUUAUCAUCUUUUACAGUACUAGAUGAAUCAAUUUAAUUUACGCGGGUUUGUGAGUAUUCAAACGCGUUCAUGUAAAGUGAAAGAGGACUUCAUUUGCAUCCUAAGGAUCAGCAAUCAAAGCCAUCAGAUUCUUCCUCCCGUAAAGCCUCUUCUCAAGUCCCUUCAAUAUCUGUUGAUGUGAAGUCUCAAACAGCCAUUUCAAAUAUUCAUAGAGAUCCAAGCAAUAUUUCAAAAUCAAAUCCACCAGAUGUGUCCUCUAAUACAAUAUCUCCACAAGUUUCCUCAAUAUCUAAUGAUUUGAAACCUCAAAGUAUCACUUCAACUCUUCACACAGAUCCAAGUGGUUCAAAAUUAAAACCAUCAGACAUUUCCUCUAAAACAACAUCUGUACAGGGUCCAAUCUCGUUCAAUCAAGCAGAGACUUGCACUGAAGAGAUGAUCUUGUUAGAUUGCUUCGCAUGAUGAAGGAGCGAGGCAUGGAAGUUGUAAUGCCUUGUGUUCCUGAAAUUGUUGCUUUUGAUGAUGACAAAUUGGGUGAGGCCUUUGCAAACUUAGAGUCCUCAAUGAAGAUGGAUCUAAAUCAGAUAGCCAUCUCAGAAGAACACAUUCAUCGUCAUCGUCUGGAGAUUGCCCUCACCUUCCUCUCCAUCUACUGUUCUGAUAACGGACCUCUCUUUCAUGGCCUUAGACUCAAAAUAGACUCUCUCCAUCAUGAAAUCCGAACUACCAUGUCUUCCUUCAAGCAAGCUUCUGCUACACUUGACACACUCAACAAGCUUGAAGAAAAAGAGAAGCUAGUGGAUGAAAAAUAUUCUCAACAAAUGGAGGCAGCCAUUAACCUUGUCUCUGAAAUUUCCAACACCAAGAAGGGUAUGGCUGAGCUGAAGGAGGAGAUCUUGCAAGCUCAACUGAAUAGCAAAGAGAAGGAAUUCAAAGGCUAUGAGGUCAAAUUCUCAUCUCUUGAACAGCAAAAGGAGGAGCAAGUUUCAGACACCAUGGGAUUGAUGGAGGAGUACGAGGUUGUGAAGAAAGACAAGUCACGUGUGGUGGAAGGCCAAACAAAAGCAAGGCGAGAAGUGGAGAAAGUGAAGAAUGAUUGGCCUUCCUGUGUGGCCAAUUUGAGGAAAACUACACUUCUGCUGGCAAUCCUCCUCAAACGGAAGCUUUAAAGUUCUGGAGAUGACCAUUAUUUUCACUUUAAUUGGUUCAUAGUGAUGACUACAAAUUAGAGUUGGGUAAACAAUUGUUGAAGACUCAAUGUUUGUGCAUUUGAUCAGAACUCUUUUAGCUCUUGAAUGAGCUCUCUGGACUCUGUCAUAGGUUCAUGAUAUCCCAAAAUAAUCACCACGACGUUUAAAGAGAGGUUAACCAGAAUCCAGGUUCAGAGGUCGAGCAAGUAUUUUGAUAUGGGAAUAGAAUAGAAUAGGUCAUGAUUCAUGAAGGAACUGAUUUUAAAGAAUUGCAAGCUUGGUUUUGUAUUAUAUGAUCAUUCUGACGAAUCUGUUGAGAAAUCUUCUGACAAUUUUUUUCCAUAAACCU